CGGUACACCUCAUGGGUCGAAGAUGUUUCCGAAAACGAGCUUCUAUUGGGUUAGCUUCAUAAUCAAUACCAUCUGAGUUUGAACUCGAGCUCCAAACCAGCUAAAUUCUCAUACCAGCACCUCUCCACAGACCCACCUUCAAAAAGUUGUAACAGAAAACGCUUUCCCUUCCUUGUUUUAACGCUUUACCCACGAGAGACAGAAAUCAAGAGAUGGCAAUGCGUAGGCUUUUGUUGCUUUUGAAACCAUUUGACGUCUACCCAGUUGGCCAAUCUAAGAACCUCCCUCACAUCAACAAUCCUCAGGUGUUACACUAUCUGGAUAAUAGGCGUAAGGUUCACAAGGAUGCCAUAAAUUUCUGUCAGGACAUUUUGCGGCAGAAGUCGGUUGAUUGGAAACCCAUCAUACGCAAUAAUCUUUUGCAACCAAUUCGUGGUUUUGAUUUAGUUAUUACCAUUGGUGGUGAUGGCACUCUUUUGCAAGCAAGUCAUUUCAUGGAUGGCUCAAUUCCAGUUCUAGGAGUGAACUCAGACCCCACACAGGUUGAAGAGGUGGAGGAAUUCAGUGGUGAUUUUGAUGCUACUAGAAGUACUGGCCAUCUGUGUGCAGCCACUGUCAAGAACUUUGAGCAAGUACUAGAUGACAUCCUGGGGGGUCAUAUAGUUCCUUCAGAUAUAACAAGGAUGUCAAUAAGUGCAAAUUCACAACUGCUGUCAACAUAUGCUCUUAAUGACAUAUUGAUUGCUCAUCCAUGUCCUGCAACAGUUUCACGUUUCUCAUUCAAAAUCCAAAGGGAUGGUGAAUCAUGCACUCUGUUGGCAAAUUGCCGAUCAAGUGGUAUGAGAGUCUCAACUGCUGCUGGAUCAACUGCUGCAAUGCUCUCAGGAGGUGGAUUUGUAAUGCCUGUUUCAUCUCAGGACCUCCAGUAUAUGGUAAGAGAGCCUAUUUCACCAGGAGCUGCCAUCUCUAGUCUAAUGCAUGGGAUGGUCAAAUCAGAUCAAUCCAUGGAGGUCAGAUGGUUUUCUGAGAAGGGUGUAAUAUACAUAGAUGGUUCUCAUGUAUCCCACUCUAUCCAGUACGGGGAUAUCCUUGAAGUAUCUUCCAAGGCCCCUGUUUUGAAAAUUUUCAUGCCUCACAUAAUGUAAUCAUAGAGGGCACGCAACACCAAUUGUCACGUGUAAAUAUCCAUAAGAGGGGGAAAUGGGAAUUUUGGGAACAUUAUGAGGUACUAGCAUUUGCCUGAUAGGUAUCUUGUGCAUACAAGUACAGUACAGGUACAAUUUUACUCAUGUUUUGCCCAUUUUUGCCUUAAAUCUGAUAGAUUUCUACUUCA
Messenger RNA from Manihot esculenta (cassava), 1333 nucleotides. RefSeq names its product NADH kinase. NCBI's taxonomy places the organism in Eukaryota, Viridiplantae, Streptophyta, Magnoliopsida, Malpighiales, Euphorbiaceae. The record is from RefSeq and is a predicted model, not a curated record. Gene Ontology annotation, biological process: NADP+ biosynthetic process; NAD+ metabolic process. Bases 213 to 1145 code for a protein of 310 amino acids. Gene Ontology annotation, molecular function: NAD+ kinase activity. The transcript has 5 exons.